AGUACUGAGCGGAUUGAAACACACACAUCCUUACAGUGGACUCAUGCUUGUGCUAUUUGAUCGUCUGCUACGGAAAUUCUUUUGCCUCGCUUUUUCCGCCAGACGAAGGAGUAACCAUGAUCGUUAGCACGGAGAUGAGUAUGUGAUGGACUCGGCUGUCGUCCAAUGGAAAGAAGUGGUGGCCAAGAAAGCCAUCAUGACCAGACUGGCCGCUCUAAUAAUGCUGACACCAAGGUGAAGUUUGGUGCUAGGCCACAAGGACAGUCUUCAAUCCGUAGCCAUGAAGUCAUCUCCCCCAAACCUGUUGCCAACAGUCAGACAACAGGCAACAGGCUGGAGGUCUACAAAAUUGAAAAGAAGAGGCUGAAACUGGAUGUGGACAAACGAGGCAGUCUUCCAAGACAACCUGACAGGAUAAUAGAUGCAGCUGUGUUACCCAAAUUUCCAGGAGCAAGUCCUUUCAAUCUCACCCAGGUUGUGGAGUCAGCCAAGAGCCAGAAGGCCAAUACACCUCAGUCCAAAACAAGUCAGAGCACUACUCCUGCAAAAAAUCAAAAAAGUCAAAAAAUAUCCAAACCUCAGAUUAAGAUCACCCAAGUCACUGAUGCUGCCUUGAAGAAGGCAAAGAAAGCUGAGGAUUCCAAAAAGACCUUGCUCAAAGGAAGCCAAAAGGUUGAAGAUUCAAACAAUUCCAAACCAAAGGUAUCCAAGGAAGACCAAAAAGAUGACUCCUCCAAGAAUAAGACAAAGUCUACCAAAACAUCGGAAGACUCAACUCUCCCCAAAACAGAAAAGAAAGAAAACAAAAAGACUAAUGACUCAGCAUCUCAAAAGAUUGAGAAAGAAGGUAAAAAAAUUGAAACUUCAAACAAUAAGAAAUCACAAACUCCAGCAGAAACUAAAGUCUAUAUCAGCGAAACACCUAAAGUCCCAACAAGCCACAAUUAUGAGGUUCCAAAUAAUGAGAUUACUAAAGCAGCACGCAGUACGGAACCACCCAUCACUAGGCAACCAACAGCAGUGCAAUCUCCAACCAAGGUCACAUUCAAGGUCGAAAGACCUGAGCGACCGGAGGAAGUCCACAUCGACAUGUCACGUGUCUCGGACAACCCUAGGUCAGUACAUUCCACAUCAGAAGGUUUUCAAAGACACUUUGUACGUUUGGGAUUUCCAAGUGCCCCUUUCAGGAGGAUAGUUCAUGUGACGUCUAAGAGUAUAUGUCUUAAUUGCUGUACGACAUUUCUACUGCUUCUUGUUUCUUUACUCCUGUUUGGCCCUGUUGUGAUCCUGGUGGCUAUCAUGGUUCCAGUGUGUGUGAUUGUGAAGAGAAUAUGUGACGUGUGCUACUGUUGCCGAUUCUGUAACCAUUGCUGCGCAGUUCUGUGCAACGAGCAUCUGUCAUCGUCGGAGAACAUCUGGCUUCACAAAUCCAGCAACACUAAUCCUGUCGUUGUUCAAAGUCUUAUUAUCAUACAAGCUGGACUUGACACCGACCGCAUACGUGACCUCAUCAACGCCCGCGUCAUUACUGCAGAAGACCGACGCGGAAACAAGCUAUAUCCCCGUUUCAGUGAAAAGGUUGUACCGUUUUGUUGCGGGUAUGCGUGGGUGGACGACUAUCAUUUCUUCAUCAACAAUCAUGUAUUCAAUGCAUCUGUUCGUUUAUCGUCCUUGGAAGAUUUACAGGAAUAUAUAUCCGAAAUGGCUUCUAAGCCCCUCCCAGAAGACCAUCCGCUCUGGGAGAUUCAAGUCUAUCAUAACUUCGGGCCACAGCGAGACACGGCGCUCCUGUUCCGGAUGCACCCCAGCAUGACGGAUGGCGUCUCCAUGAUCCGCAUCCUCCAGGAGGCGCUGGUGGAUUCCCAAGGAGUCUCCUCUCCAUCAUCUCCUCUAGGAAGUGGACCAGCCUUUCUGGGAACAUUCAGAGCAUUUCUUUUCGGACCCUUGACCUUCUGUUGUAAGUACUUGUGUAUGAGGGAUGACUUCAACCUGCUACACGGCCGCCAUGUCCAUCCUUCUGGAGACAUGGUUGUAGCGUGGUCAGCUCCGUUCAGCAUGAGGUCCGCCACACGCAUUAAACAGGUCUCCAGGUGUACGAUGAAUGAGCUUCUAAUGUCAGUGACAGCGGGGAAUGUUAGGUCGUAUCUACAAGUUAGCGGAAUUGGGAACCCUUACGACAUGCAGUGUGCCAUUCCAUUUGACUUUCAUCAUACAGACACAAGACAUAGGUCGGAGAUGGGGAGUAAGUAUUCAUUCAUAGUCCUACCUCUACCUACCAACACAGAAGGUGCUAUUCCACGCCUGUGGGAACUGAAAAUGACAAUGGAUCACUUCAAACGAUCUCCAGAGGCAGCAGUGAUAAAAGGGGCAAUGUGGUUCACGUCAGCCACCCUGCCCAAAUCCUUGUACAGAAAACUGUGGAACAAUAUAUAUAGCAAGUGUACAUGUCUAAUCUCGAAUCUGGCUGGUCCAGAAACCAACUUGAGAUUUGCGUCGCGUGAGAUUAAGUGUGUCAUGUACUGGCUACCCCCACUGGAGAAGGUGGCGGUCGCCAUUUCUUUCCUUACUUAUGGUGAUCAAAUUCGAAUGGCUGUGAUAGCUGAUCGCUCAGUGCUUCCAAACCCUGAACUUAUCACAAAGGAUUUCAUAUUCCAGAUGGAUUCGUUAUCCAAACUCCUGGCCCAUCGCCGAAUUCCUGGUGAGCAGAUCUGCCGCCGCAUGGAAUCUAUGCAGCUCCUCUCUAGCUACUCUCUCAGUGAUCUCACGGUGGAACAGAUCCAGCUGCAGAUGUCGCUAGUGCAGCAGGAGCUGCAUGAUCUGAAGCUGCAGCUUGAGUCGCAUUCUGCGCGGAAGUUCUCCCACAAUGAGGCUCACGCCAUGAAGAAGAUCGAACAUCUGAAGGAGCAGUUCCGGGAGAUGAUGGUUGAACUACGGAAGAAGAGAGCUGCAGAAAAUGAAAACGCUGUUGUGCUGACAGACGACACUGAUGAGGAGUUGGACAUUGAUCGUCCCCAGCGGCCGUUCAGACGCCGCACCCUGUCAAUGUCCUCCCGAAUGUCCACAGCGUCCGUCUCCUCCAUGGUCCGACCCCUGUCUACAGCACCACAGUCUGGUCAACCCUCCCCCACUCACCCCGGCAUGCCGUCAUGGCCAGGACCAGAGAUAGAGCUGAAGGAUGUUGAGCGGUCGCUGAUGAAGAAGCAUCCUGGCUACAAGCAGCGACUGUCGACAAUGGAAGAGUACGACAUGGACGAUGGUGCCCAGGGAAUGGACGAGCGCCGUUAUCGGACUUACUGACCUCAAACUUAACUACAUUACUGAGAUUGUCGGUCAGUGAUAACUAACUGUCUCAGUGAAUUGGGUACUUUAUGAUUGACUGGUCACAAUCUCACAAUCACAAGAACAAACUAGAUCACACUGUUUAGUACUGACAAGCUGUGUAACAGAUAUUUUCAUCUGAAACUACUGCUUCGCCCUUUGAUAUGCUGGUAUUGAUGUUUGUAAACAAGUCCUGUGCAGACACACAACUGGCUGCUUUGUGGGAUGGUUUGCUUGUUAGUGUUCUGUUGUAAUGAUUGUACGAUUGUCCUAGGGAUUGGUUUAAGCAUUUCUUGGACGGAAAUUCUAUUUAUGUAUGCUUUUAUGAAUAUGAGGAAUUGAAUCUGUCAAAUCAAGAUUUGAACAGUGUUAUUUAGAUGGUCACAAGAAAUUAGGACGGGGCAUACUUUGAAGGAACACAUCCAGUGGGAAGGAUCCAUUGGUUGGUUCAGUUGUUAAUCAGGACAGCUGUAACAAUGUAAGGACUGCAACCAAUUCCUAUACAAGUGGAUACUGUAACUCCACCAUCUGUAACACAACACUGACUACAUCAACUGCAAGAACUGCAACCAAUGCUGUGUCUGUUACAAG
Molecule: messenger RNA, 3909 nt
Organism: Haliotis rubra (blacklip abalone)
Lineage: Eukaryota; Metazoa; Mollusca; Gastropoda; Lepetellida; Haliotidae
Biological process (GO): triglyceride biosynthetic process
Cellular component (GO): plasma membrane
Molecular function (GO): long-chain-alcohol O-fatty-acyltransferase activity; diacylglycerol O-acyltransferase activity
Source: RefSeq, a predicted model, not a curated record